UGGACAUUGAACAUUGUGAAAAUAUAAAACACGGACCGUGGCUGAAGGUCGUAUGACGUUAUCGGGAUGAUUCUUGUUUUGUGUCUCUUUGCGUUCGCGCAUCAAGCCACAGUAAACUCAUUGACUUUUGAAUUAGAAGACAGGUCUUCUCAGUGUUUUUAUGAGGAGUUUUCCACGGGUGAUAGCUUUAAUUUAGCGUUCAACGUAAUAUCCGGUGGGAAUUACGAUGUAGACAUGGUACUUGAGGAUCCUCACAAAAAUGUCAUUAGAUCAUUUCACCGUUCAAGUUCUGAUGAAGUCACUGUUGAUGUUGCUGUAGGAGGUAUUUAUAAGGUUUGCUUUAGUAAUUAUUUCUCUUCUAUAUCUCACAAAGUUGUGUCGAUGAUGUGGCACAAUUCCAGUUCUAAUCCUCCAGAAAGUCCAUCACUUUCAGGUGUUAGUACCCAGAUUUCACAGAGUUUAUAUAAUUUACACUCAACAAUUUCCAAGGCUAUAACCCAGCAGUUUGAAAGUCGUGUACUUUUAACACGAUCUUAUUCAAAUGCAAUUUUUCUUCAUUAUCGUGUACUAUAUUGGUCAUUAGGUCAAGCAUUGGUUAUUAUUUUAUUUGGAAUUGGUCAAGUCUUAGUUAUGCGAUCGUUCUUCACAUCUCCAUCAAAUCAACGAUCUACAAAGCCUAUUCCAAUGUCUACUACACCAUUACAUACAGUUAGCUUUUAAUAAACUUUUUUUCUUCUCAACUGGUAUUUAUUAUCAUUGAAAUACCGAAAUUCUUUCUGUACCGAACGUUUUCUUUUAGAACAUAUUCAUGUGAUAUGUAUGACAAAGUGAUUUUCUAUUCACUUCUUUAUAAAACUAGACCUUUUUUUUUACAUAUCUUCUGGUUUCCUAAUCUUUUUUUGAUUUUUUUGAUAUACCUGUUUAUUGUUAUGUUCUAUAAAUGAUGUCAAUUUUAUUUUUUAACCUUCAUAUUGUUUGUAAAACAAAGUUUCUUUAAGAAAAAAAUCCUUUGUUGAUCACUCCAUGUUUUGGUCUUGUUGUUUUGUUGUUUGUUUGUUUGUUUCUUAAUAAGAAAAAAAAACCAAGUUCCAUCUUACACAAUGUAUCUUAGAUACAUACGUUUGUAUAAUUAGAUGUGAGUCUUUUGAUUAGACCAUCAUUUAAAAUGAUUUUUUAAAAUACUAUUUCUGUUAAGUUUAUUUUGAUAAUAGGGUUUUGUGAAAUUAUGUUAUUAUUCUAGUAUAAGCUACUAUAGAUAGUUGUAUUUGAGGUAUUUGCUCUGUUUUAUCUAAAUAAAUGAAGAUAAUAGUUGAAAGGGAAAACUAUUCAUGGUGUUUUGUAUAGUUAAGCUUUAUCAUGUUUUCAUUAUGCUUAAUUCGUCUUUUAGAUAACUUUACUGGUUUCAAUAAAUAAAUUUUGUGGUUAUCUUAUUCCAUGUUGAAAAAAAUAAGAAUUAUUUGAAGCAAACAUUGUUUUAUUGUUUCACAAUACAUCUUAUAGUACAAAUUAACAUCUAGACUUUCAUAUAAAACUAGUCACUUUCAAUAUAUCAUAUGGAUUAACUUCUGUCUUGAUGUAUAGUAUGAACAACUUGAAGGUCUGAUGCGUGAAUACAAUUUAGAACAACGACUAGCUUUUCUACUCUUUUGGAAUUAUUUCUCACUAGAUGAAAGUUAUUUUCUUAUGUAUAUUACUAUUCGAAUGACGUUUUUCAUAUAGUAAACAACAGGAUAUUUUCCUCUGUACCAUAUUCAUGUUACGGAAAACUACAUUGUUGUUAAUAUCACUGACUUGAACAUUCUAAUGCGAGUGAUCAAUAUCUAGUUUAUUAGUAUGAAAUCUGAUACAUUUGUGAUUGUUGACUUCUAAUCUAUCGACAUUAAAGUACACUGAAAUUACAGUGAAGACCUUAUUUGUGACGAGUUUUCAUCAUAAAAUUAUGGUGCUGUCAUCUGUUUAUACAUUCAUGUUGACUUCAUUUGUCUGACAGCCAUGAACACAAGUUCAAUUCUAUAUACAUUGAAAUUCUAGACCAUGGAAAUUUCAAGCAAUCUCUAAAAGCAUGGCAUCUAAAUCAAUUAGCAAUCAACAAACACAUCAACAUAAAUUCAAGCUUUGAACCCAUGAGGAUUCCGAUUUAACGCUUGCCUCAUGAUUCAGUUUGAUGAUUUCCUCAUUGUAUGUCCUAUCCACUUUCAACGUCUUUUCCUAAUUUCCUCUUCAGCUAGAAGUUGGUUUGUUCUCUAUCACAGUAGGUUGUUGCUGAUGGUAUCCGGUCAAAAGGCAUUCACUAUCUUGUGUAGACAAUUGUUUACAAAUACUUGUACUAUUUUGAUGAUGGUUUUGGUAGUUCUCCAAGUUUCAGCUCCGUACAAUAGGACUGUCUUAACGAUCGUAUCGAAGAUUAUGAGUUUGAUAUUGGUUGACAGUUGUUUUGAGUUCCAUAUGUUCUUCAAUUGUAGGGAUGAGGCCCUUUGUCAAUCCUUGCCUUUACGUCUGCAUCGGAUCCUCUUUGUUGACCGAUGGUGCCGCCCAGAUAUGUGAACGUGUCCAUCUCUUCCAGAGUUUCUCCAAGUGUGAUUGUGUUGGUGUUCUCCGUAUUGUAUUUGGGGAUCUUACUUUUUCCCUUGUGUAUGUUGAGGCCUACUGAUGUAGAAGCUGCUGCUGCACUAGUUGUCUUCAUAAUCAAUGAAGUUGAUAUAUAAUGACAAGUUCCUUUCAACUGAUUGUUCAACUGUGAUCCCCAAUGUCUCAAUUCGGUCUGUGCACGACCGUUCCUUAUGAAAUUUGGCCUGUUGAUCUCGAAGUUGGACGCCUACUGAAUCUUUCGUCCGGUUCAGCAACACUUCAUUGAAAAUCUUUCUUGGUACUGACAGUAGUGUGAUGCAUCUGUAGUUCUCACAUUUGCUCAAAUCUUUCUUCGCUAUCUUGAUGAGGUAUCCUUCUUCCCAGUCCAUCGGAACUUGCUCUUCCUGAAUAGAACGUAAAGCAUACUUGCAGUCACUUCUAUGUCUGACUUCAGAGCUUCAGCUGGUAUACUGUCAGGUCCUGCGGCUUUCACACUCCUGAUUUGUCUGAUGGUCAUCCUGAUUUCUCCCGUCGUUGGUGGGGUGACGUCCAUAGGAAGGUCUGUAGGUGCUGCUUCGAUAGCCGGUGGACUCAAUGGAGCUGGUCUAUUCAAGAGUUCUCCAAAGUGUUCCACCCAUUUGUUCCCCUGUCCUUGAAUUUCAGUGAAUGUCUUGCCUUCUUUAUCCUUGAUUAGUCUCUCUGGUUUAUUAUAGUUCGCUGCCAGUUUCUUCGUCGUGUCAUAUAGCUGUCUCAUAUUUCCUUCUGUUGCAGCUUUUCCGCUGUCGUUGCUAGCUCUCACGUAUUUCUGCCUGUCAGCUCUAAUGCUAUUCUUUAUUGGCUUGUUUUCUUCAGUAUAUUCAGCUUGUGCCUUGACUUUCUCUGCUCUUGUUCGGUUGUUGUUAAUUACUGUCUUAUUCUUCCUUUCUUGAAUCUUAUCUAGGGUUUUGAUAAAGAUCCAUUCCUUAUGAUGCUUCUUCUUGCGACCCAGUACCUCCUGACACGUUGAAGUUAACACUUCUUUGAUCCCUCUCCAGUUGUCCUCCAUAAUAGUUUCUUCUUUCAGUAGAUCCUGUAGGGCUUGAAAUCUACUGUUGAGAGUUAUCUUGAAUUCGUUGAGUUUGUCAAUAUGUCGGAGGAAAGUUGUAUUAAACCUCUGUAAUGCUGUUUUUCCAGUUGUCCAGUGUUUCUCUAGCUUCCGUUUCAUCUUGGCGACCACCAGGUAGAUGGUGAUCUGAAGCUAUGUCAGCUCUUCUGGUUCCCACGUCUUCUAUUGUCCUUCUUAAUAUUUUAUUGAUACAAAUAUGAUCUAUUUGGUUCUCCUUGGUGUGGUCCGGUGAGACCCAUAUAGCUUUGUGUAUUCGUUUUUGUGGAAAUAUUAUGCCGCCUGUGACCAAUUUGUUGAAUUCAGAUAGAUUUGGAAAUCUGUCACCAUUUCCGUUCAUCUCUCCCAAUCCAUGUCGUCCAAAGAUAUCUUCAUAUCCCGUGUUGACAAUUCCGACUUUGGCGUCUAGGUCUUCCAUCAGGAUUGUCAGGUCCUUCCCUGGGCACUUCGUUAUAAUCGAUUGUAGCCUCGAGUAGAACUGAUCUUUAUCAUCAUCAUCAUCAUUGCUAUCAUUGGUGGGUGCAUAACACUGGAUAACAUUCAUUGUAAUUCCCUCCUUCACUGUUUUGAAGGAUACUUUGAUGAUUCUGGAUCUGUGAGAUUCCCAUCCUAUAAGUGUAUUUCGUGCUUCCUUGGACAACAUCAGAGCAACUUGAUGCGUGUGUGGAGCAUUUUCCUCUUUGUGACCGGAGUAUAGCAGCAUCUCUCUCGUAUUUAGCCUUUUCUGUCCAGCUUGGGUCUAGUGGGUUUUGCUGAUUCCCAGUACUGCCAAAUUGUAUCUCCUCAUUUCCGUUGCUAUUUGACUGGUCUUCCCGGUCUCACACAUUGUCCGGACAUUCCAU
Schistosoma haematobium is the source of this 4512-nucleotide messenger RNA. Its product is annotated as Transmembrane emp24 domain-containing protein 3. Gene Ontology annotation, biological process: intracellular protein transport; endoplasmic reticulum to Golgi vesicle-mediated transport; Golgi organization. NCBI's taxonomy places the organism in Eukaryota, Metazoa, Platyhelminthes, Trematoda, Strigeidida, Schistosomatidae. The record is from RefSeq and is a predicted model, not a curated record. The coding region runs from base 67 to 720 and encodes 217 amino acids. Gene Ontology annotation, cellular component: COPII-coated ER to Golgi transport vesicle; Golgi apparatus; endoplasmic reticulum-Golgi intermediate compartment. The transcript has 4 exons.